Molecule: messenger RNA, 3954 nt
Organism: Diorhabda sublineata
Lineage: Eukaryota; Metazoa; Arthropoda; Insecta; Coleoptera; Chrysomelidae
Product: cilia- and flagella-associated protein 410
Exons: 9
Coding region: 170-1342 (390 amino acids)
Biological process (GO): cytoskeleton organization
Source: RefSeq, a predicted model, not a curated record
UUUGUUUAUUUUUGUGUGUGAACAUUGAUGCAUCAAUCAAAUCAAUCAGUUUGUUUUUAACUCUAAUGUGGUAUGCGUCGUUAAUAUAGUAAGAAACUAAAAAUGUUAAAAUUUGUACGUUGAAAAGUUUUUACUAUAAUUUUUCUGUGUAUUAAAUAAUUAUUUUAAAAUGGCGAAGAAGUUAACAGAAGAAAUGGUUAUUGCCAGAACAAAAAUAUCAGAUUUGGGAAAAAUAAAACGAUUAAAUUGUUGGGGUAGUGAAUUAGAAGAUGUGUCUUUAUUGAGAAGAAUGCCGUGUGUAGAAGUUCUUUCUUUGAGUAUUAAUAAGAUCAAUACUCUAGCGGAUUUUCAAUUUUGCCAACGAUUGGAGGAAUUGUAUAUACGUCAAAAUGACAUCAGAGAUGUUAAUCAAGUUAUGUACCUGCAGUGCCUACCCAACUUGAAGAAUUUAUGGUUGGGUGAAAAUCCGUGCGCGACUAUUGAUGGAUACCGAUUGGCAGUUAUACGGGCACUACCGCAGCUACAAAAAUUGGACAACGUCCAAAUAACGCCGGAGGAAAAUAGGGAUGCGCAACGAAGCGGUAAAAUUCUAUCUCAUCCCGAGGAUAGUCAGGAUGAGAGCGAAGAAGAAUAUGUACAGACGACGAUGCCUAUACAGAGAUCCUCGUCGAGAGAUCGAUAUUCGGAAAAUGAAGGGAGUCCAACACAGAUAAGUCCGCGGAGAAGAGAUGAGAGUAGAGUCCAACAACCAUCAGAUUAUGAGGAUGUUGAAGGGAGCGAAGAAAUGUAUCCUUGUGAAGAUGCCUCUGAAGAAAGUCGAGGUUAUUCUCCUCCUAGGACGUCUUCACCACGGAAACAAGAAGUUUCGAGGAGAACGUAUUCACCAGAACAAGAAUAUGUUGAUAGGAGAUCAGUGCCCUAUGAUAGGGAAUCUCCUCCUCCUCCUCCAAGGCAACAAUAUUACGAAAAAUCAUCGCCUACUAAUACAUCGUCAUACGAAGCGGAUACAAUCGAAGUUUCGACGAACUUUCGCGAAACUAAGUUAGUUAACAGUCAGUCUGCAAGUUGUAUUAAGGAAUACUCCAAUGGUAAUGGCGAUAAAUACGGUUACCAUUCCGGUAGCGAAUAUUGCGUAACCCACGUACCUUCCGAAAGACCAGAACGACCUAAAGAAAGGUACACGUGUCCUGCAGCACACCGAUCUCAUUAUACUAGGAGACCGGUUACGAGGAAUUCCAAUAUACUCUCGGCCGUUUUGUGUUUAGUCAAAGAAUUGGAUUAUCCGAGUCUGGAAGUUGUCGAAAUGGCGGUGAGAUGUCGCAUGGACGAAAUGGCCGAUUGACAAAAAAAAUUAUUAGAUAAUAACAGAGUCGCGCAAAAUAUUAACGAACAGCUUUAAUAAAAUGGGUCUGAUUUUCUCAUAUUUUUAUUUAAUAAUGGCCGGUUGUUGUGUUGUUGGUAACUUUCUGUUUAUCCGAAACAAUGAGUUACUCGUUGUACGAAUACACUGAAGUCUGUCCUUUUUUUCAAACUCAAACCUGCGCUAAAAUUUUUUAUUUCUAAAUCAUCAUAAAAUAUCAAUUGGUUCCAACUAGUGAGUUAAAACUUUUACAAAAUUGUCCCAUGUGACUUUGUGGAACGAUACCAGGAAAAGUAAUCGAUUGAUUACAGUUUUGAGCCGAUUAGUCCUUCGCAGGUUGCAGUAAGACUCCACCUGAUCCUUUCAAGGCUUUCGAGCCACAGUGUAGGGUUCUAGUCCAAAAUAUAGAGUCGUUGACAAAGUUUUCUGCUACUUCAUUGCCUAGUACACCCUAGUAGUCACAUUAGGAUAUCCAGUGCUUUUUACACUCCAAUACUAGGGAAUUUAUUCAAACAUUCCAGGAUACAUGUUCAUGGCUAACGAUUCUGUCUCAAAAAUGGUGAUUUCUCUUCCCGGUAGUAUGGAUUUUGGUUCAAAAAUACCCAAUACAGCUUCUUAUGCUAGAUUCGAACCAUUUGUAUACCAGAAAGAUGCAUUUUAACCUCACAGAAUAUCUUUAUUGACCCUUGAUAUGGGAAAUCUGUGUCCUAUCAUUUUUUACUAGUUUUAUCUAUGUUAAAAUCCUUACGGUCUGAUUUCCAGAUGCCAUUUAUAAAAGGACAGACUAUAAUUUAUUCAUUGGUGUAUGUUGAUUAAUACCGAAUGAAUUCACUAUUUUGUAAGUACUAUAUUUUUGAAAGUUACUAGUAUUUUAUGUAUUGACAAGUUGUUAACAUGUUUGGAAUUUGAAAAUUCAUUAAAUUUGACUGAUGCUCGAGUACCUUUUUAAAUUUAUUUAAAAAAAAAACAAGAGCAUUUGAAUGAAAUUACAUUUUCAACAUUCACGAAGCUUUUUAGACACACAUUGUAUACCCAAUGACAUUUUAACCAAUCAAUAUUAAUCGACUGAAAAUAUUGUACGCACAGUUAUCGAAACGGGCAAUUAAUUUAAAAAAAAACAAACUUUUCAGGAUAGUAUAGGAAUGCUGUGACGUACUGUUACUUUUCUUGUGGUCCAAUUGUUCAUCACUGUUACUUAUUGUCUAUUAAUUAAUAAAAUUAAAUGUCGAAACCCACUAGUAGCACGCCACCCCACGCCACGUCAUGUGUAGAGUACACAUGCACACAUAUUGGAGGCGUGGCGUGGCGUGGCGCGUUGCUAGUGGGUUUCGGCCUAAAAAAUAACUUUGCAGUUUAGUUAUGAAUGGGAUUCACAAGAAUUUAUUACAGGGAUACCGUUGAAAAGCAGCUGGAAAACAAGGUUAUGAAAAAGAAAUAGUGUUGGGGUUUUCACAGUGUACGAUUACUGUAGAAAAUUGCCAUUUUUUGAGUAUUUAUCUAUUUUCAAAGUAACAAUAGAUUUGCCUCUAUUGACAAUAAUAGAUCUGUAUUCGAAGUGGAUGUUAUAGUCAAAUAUAACAGUUUUUGACUUGAUUUCCUAAAUGGAAAAGAAAAAAAAUUUACAUAGUAUCGAAGGGUCAAAAAUUUCAAUCAUACCACAGUUUUCUAUAAUGAAAAAAUGUUGAGGAUAAUUGUUUUACGGUUUAUUAAUGUCUACUAAUGUUGUUUCUUCUACGGGUGCUCCAUCCUCAUUGGUCCUCACCUUUUUCCAAGUUUCCUGCUCAAUAUACUAAUCAAUGUCUAUAUUUCCUUCUUCCAUCGUCUUUCACCUCAAUUCCUCUAAAGACGUUCCUGGAUCCUUCAUUUACUCAUUUAAUCUCAUUUAAUUGUAUUAAUUCAUCUAUUUCAUUAUUUAUGUUAUUCAAAUUUGUUUUCUUUCAUUUUUUUUCCCUCUAUGUUCCAUUUCCCUUAUGUUUAUUGCUAAUUUGAUCAGUUAUUAUCUUUUUCCAAGAUUCCUAAUCAGUCCAAUUAUUGGUGAACCAAUUACGAUCAAAUUGAUGAACUUUACAGAUACGGUAAAAGGAUAAAUAUGAUUAAUAAAUAAUUUGGGACUUGAUUAAUGCAGAAAAUCCUUAUUCUUCUUCAAUCGGAUGUUAAAAUAGAUUCAACUCAAACUGCACUGCACAAAAUUUUGAAUAAAUUGAGGAAAAAUGUUACGAGUAGCCUGCUUUUCAUUGGGAAAGUUGUUUUAUUACUUUUUUUAUUAAAAUUAUUCCUAUAUAUUAUGUUAUUAAUACAAUUGAGGUUGGAUAUUUAAAUAUAUUUACGUUUAUAUUUGUUGUGAAUAGUUGUUAUUGACUUCUUGCCAAAAAUUGGUUGAAACUCUUUGGUAGUCGAUUAUAUUUGUAUAUAGAAUUUUAUUCCAUUCAAAUAUGAAUUUUUUUUCUAUUUAAAUAUAAUGUUUACACCUUUUUAUAAUAAUUAAUCUAGUCGUUAACAUUUCUUUUUAUAAUUUCAUCAAUUUAAUUGUAAUUUCUUUAUAUUUCAAGUUAAUGAUUUAAUUAUUUUUUGUAUAAACAAAUAAAAUAGUAAUU